Microplitis demolitor is the source of this 8227-nucleotide messenger RNA. It is a transcript of the gene ctrip, whose product is annotated as E3 ubiquitin-protein ligase TRIP12. Gene Ontology annotation, biological process: DNA damage response; proteasome-mediated ubiquitin-dependent protein catabolic process; regulation of double-strand break repair. NCBI's taxonomy places the organism in Eukaryota, Metazoa, Arthropoda, Insecta, Hymenoptera, Braconidae. Gene Ontology annotation, cellular component: nuclear speck. Gene Ontology annotation, molecular function: ubiquitin protein ligase activity; zinc ion binding. The transcript has 10 exons. The coding region runs from base 578 to 6790 and encodes 2070 amino acids. The record is from RefSeq and is a predicted model, not a curated record.
CUGUUUAAAUUAAUAGUACACACAGUGCACGCACUUUAUGCUGCUUUGGGUCCGCCAGUAGUGUAGAGUUUCAUUUAAAGUCACAACUCAACUCUAUCCAAGUGCCAGCUCUGACUAAAACCUCCAACACCUGCGCAUUGAUACCUUAGGUAACGCACCAGAGUUUUCUCGUCAUUAUAUCGCCUUGCCUUCACUUAUAUUCUGUUCUCGUAUUAAUACAUUACGUUGCAGUGGAUUGCACACAGACACGCAUUUAUAUAAACUUUUAUCUCGGGUGCAUUGGGACUGAAAACAUGAUUAAAAAAUUGUGACCAGUGAUAAAUUUAUAAACUGAUAAUAGUUUAUCGUUUAUUAUUAAUUGCUGAUUUAUUGUGAGUGCUGUGCUAAAAUAUAAACAUCUAGCCAUGAUUGAACCCAUUGUCAGGCCGUCUGAGGCCACAACCAACUAGUGGCUCGUCAUCCAUUGUUAUUUUUUUUAUUUAAAUUUAAAUAUUUUUUUAAAAUUUGAAUAAAACCAGGACUUUAUUCUCGAGUCUCGAGUGAAUAUGACAGAAUAGUGGCAUGCGUCGAUUAAUCUAUGGCAGAUCAACAAGAUCAGUCGUCACUCGGGGGGUCUGUAGAGAAGGCUAGUGCUUCAGCAGACGCCUCUAAGCUAAGGGGGAAAAAUAUCAGCUCUGGUAGUUCGAGAAAGCGACAGGGAACUAGCACUCUUGUUGCCACACUAGGAGAGAAACGUCGCAAGCAACAGCAGCAACACCACCAACAGCAGACUGAUCCACAACCCUCGCAGGCUUGUGCUAUCCCCGUUCAUCGGCGCUCAAUCGAUUUAUCUAAAGGAGAAAGUAAAGCUAAGGGAGAACGUAAAAACCAUGGAAGUGGUGUAGGAUCAAUUACUGACACGGAUAAACAGAAAGCACACAACUCUAAUAGUGCCAGCAGUAGCAUUGGAAGAAAGUCUGCUGGUAAGAGUACUAUAUUUGAACUUAAUUCAGCGCCCAUCGAUUGCGUGGCUUCCCGAACUCGUUCUCGUGUUCCCCAAGUCCCGCAGAUUAUUCAAAGUACGAGUAACUUUCAAGCUUCACUGGCCAAUAUCUACAAUAAUAUAUACAAUAACAAUAACAAUAAAAAAUCUUCCACUGGAUUACCGAAUUUAGCGGCAUCGUCGAGUAACUCCUUCAUCAGUCAUCCGUCAACGUCCCGUGGACGAGACUUUUUGACCGAAAUAUUUUUAGGUUCUAAAUUGCAAACUGUUGGAGGUAAUUACGCAAACGGUGGAACGGGUAGUCAAGUUUUGGGUGUCAAGUCCAGCAUCAGAGUGGGUAACGCAGCUAGCAACUCUGUGGAGAGCGGAGGGGGGGCGUUGGCACAUGACGGGGCAGGCACAAGUGGCGUUACAACGACGUCCACUGGCGGCAACCCCCCGGUGUCUGCCUCCGCGAGUGCCAACUCUGCGCACCAUCAUCCAACGCACAAACAUUUGUUACGUUCACGAGUAAAAUUAUCUAGCGAUCAAUCAAAAGAAGUUACUGCUGGUGGUACUGGUUCUUCUAAAUCACUUGGUAAACAUCACAAAAAAGACACAACGACGGGAUCCUGCUCGAGUUCAAGACAUCGUUCAUUGUCACGUGCCCGUAAAUCUGCUGGAGAAAGUACUUCAACUGCUGCUGCUGCUGGUGGACUUGUUAUGUCGACAAGCGACUCACUGACUAAUAGCACCGCGAUACCAACAUCCGCAUCAGCAUCUGGAGGUCUACUGAACCCCUCCGUACCUGAAGAAGAGUCCGCUGCCAGUGCAACCCCUGCGGCACCCAGCGGUGGUCCGUCUGGAAUGUCUGGCACUACUGGUGACAGUGAAAGCGAUGAUGGCGAAGUUGGACGACUACAAGCGUUGCUCGAAGCACGUGGAUUACCUCCUCAUGUCUUUGGAGCACUUGGUCCACGUAUGCAGCAUCUGCUCAAUCGCAGCAUGGGGGCAAGCUCAGUUGCCAAAGCGCAACAGCUUCUGCCCGGACUCCAGGCCGUUGAUGACGAAGGCGAGCAGCUGCAAGCGGUUAUAGGAAUGGGAGAAAUUCUCGUCAUGGGAAAUGAAGACACGCUUACUGGUUUUCCAGUUAAACAAGUCGUUGCAGCCUUAAUAAACUUGCUUGGAAUUGAACACAAUUUUGUAAUAAUGACUCAUGCUUGUCGAGCCCUAACUUACAUGAUGGAAGCGCUGCCAAGAUCAUCCACAGUUGUCGUUGACGCGGUUCCAGUUUUUCUGCAGAAGCUAGAAUCCAUCGAGUGCAUGGACGUCGCUGAACAAUGUCUUACUGCUCUUGCCAUGCUGUCACGUCGGCACAGCAAAACAAUUUUACACGCCGGCGGUGUGUCUGCUUGCCUGAAAUUCGUCGACUUCUUCAACAUCACGGCUCAACGUGCUGCCCUCACAAUAACUGCUAACUGCUGUCAAAAUCUUCAUCCUGAUGACUUUCAUCUGGUGUCUGACAGCUUAACUCUGCUGACCACCAGACUGACCAAUCAAGAUAAGAAAAGUGUCGAGUGUGUUUGCCAAGCAUUCAGUCGUUUAGUCGACAGUUUCCAACAUGAUCCUGUGAUGUUACAUAAAAUUGUGACGCCUGAGCUCUUGCAGAAUUUGCAGCAACUGCUUAUGAUCACUCCGCCAGUAAAUAGUAUUGGUAAUUUCAUAACUGUUUUACGAAUGCUCUCUGUGAUAUCAAAUCGCUGUCCCGAUUUGGCGCAACUGCUUCUUCAACAAAACAUUGCUUUGACUUUGAGUUAUCUGUUAACUGGUUCGCUUGAAGUUAAAACCGAAGACGUUGAAUUGGUACCACGUUCGCCUCAGGAGUGGUUUGAAAUAACUUGUCUGAUUGAGGAAUUAAUGCCUCCAUUGCCCACAGACGGUAUAUUUAGUGUAAAUAAUUUACUUGAAAGAACAACCAAUCAACAAGAAACUGUUCAUUGGGAAUGGCGUGAUGAAAGACACUGUUGUCAUCCAUUUAGCACUAUCGAUUCUCGAAUUAUUGAGAUGGCUUUUCAAAAUGGAGAAGACGAAAUUUGCCUUUCAACAUUGGGUAGAACAUAUACAAUUGACCUAACUACAAUGAAACAAAUAAAUGAAGAUAUUGGAAUGGCUCGCAGUAUAUUCCGUCGUGUGAUGACUGAUCCAGCAGAGAACAAGAGUCCUACUUGUUCAUCAAGCAUGGAUGUUGUGCCGCCGGUGAUUGAAACAAACGAGUGGCUAGUAUCUUUCAUCAGAACAUUAUUUUCCGUUUUAUACGAAGUAUAUAGCAGCUCUGCUGGUCCUGCUGUUAAGUGUAAAUGCCUUCGAGCUCUUUUACGCAUGGUAUACUAUGCAUCAACUGAUCUUCUCAAGGACGUACUGAAAAAUCAAGUCGUAUCGUCACACAUAGCUGGAAUGUUAGCCUCACAAGAUUUAAGAAUAGUUAUAGGUGCUCUGCAAAUGGCUAGUAUCCUCAUGAAACGAUUGCCUCAAGUAUUUGGUGUACACUUUCACAGAGAAGGAGUUUUACACCAAAUUAGACAGCUUGCUGAUCCUGAGGUUCCCCUUGGCGUAUCACCACCCAAGUGCCCUUCUGGUACAUCAUUACCAAGUCCACAACCGGGUCCAUCAAACACACCAAUUUCAUCAACAAUGACUUUAUCCUCCAGCAGUGCGAUGUCUCCAGUGGCCUCACCCACAACCAAUGGAAACAUUUUAUUCGGUUCCAUUGCAACCAGCCAACUAAAGUCAAGUAUUGCAACACCAAUGGAAACUCGAAGUAAAAGUGAUUUAAAUACUAGUACUAAUGUUGAAGAAGCAACUACACCACAAAGUGCUCAUUUGUUUGGAGACGUACUGAAACGAAAACGACAAAAUAAAAAAGGCAGAUUUUCUCGCCUGGGUAACACAACGACACCACAACAAACUCAACAACCAGAGUCAUUAUUUACUGGUUUCGCUCAAAAAAAUAAUAGAUUUUUGGGUAAUUUAAAUCCCGCAAGAUGGGGAAGAAAAUCAUCUGGUUCAAGUGGUUCUGGUGAAAAAAGAGACUCGAGCUCAUCAGCCAGCCUUACAAAACCACCAAGCAAUCCAAGUUUAACUGGUGGUAAUCGUGAUAAAGCUAAAGCAUGGGUACGUGAACAAGCGUCAAAUUUCCUCGCUAGGUAUCAAGAUGAUGCGCCUUGUACACAUCCAGCACUUACGGUACUUUCACGUCUUACUUCAGCUAUACAACGUUUGCAAUCAAAUGAAUUAGAUGAAAUGUUAUCAGCAUUGACUGAAUUACGUGAUAUUGUGCUUGAAAGUGAUAUUUCACCGUUCGAAAUGAAUUACAGUGGCCUAAUAAAGGCUUUAUUAAAUUAUCUUACGACCACCGACGCACCGGGAAAUCGUUACGACAGACUGCGUAUGUUCUGGAAACUAUUCGCAGAGUCGACAAUGCAACAAGACGGAAUUGUCGUCGGUGAUGUCAAUCCAGGGGCAUUUGGUGCACUGGUACACAAAUUAAAUAGUUGCGUUGCGCAGCUGGAACAAUUUCCAGUUAAAGUCCACGACUUGCCAGCUGGUUCUGGAGCCGGUCGCGGAGGUACAAGUGCGUUGAAAUUUUUCAAUACGCAUCAGCUUAAAUGUAAUUUACAACGACAUCCUGACUGCAAUAAUUUGAAACAGUGGAAAGGCGGCACAGUUAAAAUAGAUCCGCUUGCACUAGUCCAGGCCAUUGAGCGCUACCUUAUGGUCCGCGGCUACGGUAGAAUACGGGACGCCGAGUCCAUGGUCAGCGAUGAUGAGAACAGUGAAGACGAUAUCGAUGAUACCUUGGCAGCAGUUGUCAUCAGCCAAGGAUCCAAGCACAAGCUUCAGUUUUUAAUAGGAGAUGAAAUCCUGCCAUUUAAUAUGACUGUUUAUCAGGCUGUUAGACAAUUUAGCUGCCCGGGGAUGGACCAUUCCGAGGCUGAGACUGAUAGUGAACCGCCUUUGGGUCACGAUGCCGUCUGGGUUCAAACUCACACAAUUUACUACCGACCAGUACCAGAAGAAGAAGUUUCUGCGUCGCCUAAACCGGGCUCUAGUUCCCAGGGUACGUCUAGCAGAAAAGGUAAAGGCAAAAGUACAAAAAUAAGUUCGAAGAGAAAAGAAGAUAGUUUUUGGCUCGAAGGUGUCAUCCCACCACCCAAGUGUCCUCUCGCUCCAUAUUUAUCAGCGACGUUGCCGUCGGUGACUAUUUCCGACGCAUCACUAGACGGUUUGUGUCUACUUCGGCUCCUCCAUUCAUUGAAUCGUCACUGGGGAGUUUUGUUCCCCCACCUCAAGAGUUCUUCUCUGCUGUCACCGCAAGAUUUUAUAAAUAAUAAAAUAGCUGCCAAAGCUAACAGACAAUUACAAGACCCAUUAGUUAUUAUGACGGGUAAUUUGCCCUCUUGGUUGCAGCAAAUAGCAACAGUGUGUCCAUUUUUAUUCCCAUUUGAAACAAGACAGCUGCUUUUGUAUGCAACCUCAUUCGAUCGUGAUCGCGCUCUGCAGAGACUUCUUGAUUCAGCGCCUGAAUUGUCUGGCUCUGAUAGUCAAGAACGCGUAACCCCACGUUUAGAAAGACGUAAACGAACUAUCUCACGAACAGACAUUUUAAAACAAGCAGAACAAGUUAUUCAAGAUCUUGCGUCAAGCAAAGCUUUACUCGAAGUGCAAUAUAUCAAUGAAGUUGGUACUGGACUGGGUCCAACUCUUGAAUUUUAUGCUUUAGUUUCACGUGAACUACAACGUUCUGAUCUAGAUCUGUGGCAUGGAAGUUCAAACUCCAGUGAAUCUGGUUACGUUAAUGUACCUAAAGGAUUAUUUACAAAGCCAGUGCCAUGGAAUACUAAAAUUCCACAUCUAGCAAAACUUAAAGCUAAAUUUAAAUUCUUAGGAAAAUUUAUGGCCAAAGCGAUUUAUGAUUCGCGUAUGAUUGACAUACCGUUUAGUUUGACAUUUUAUCGCUGGUUGUUGGGUGAAGAGCACACACUGACACUUGCUGAUUUAGCGCAUGUUUGUCCUGAUGUUUAUCGGUCACUCAGCAGACUCCAGGAAGUUGUGAGACGGAAAGAAGCCAUCGAGAGAGACCAGACUCUGCGGCCACAUGAAAAAGCGCAAAUGAUUGAGUCACUUGAACUGGACAAUUGUACGAUAGUUAAUCUAAGUCUGGUUCAUCAGUUACCGGGCUAUGAAAAUAUUGAGUUGAGAAAAGGUGGAAGUGAAAUACCGGUCACUAUUCACAAUUUGGAUCAAUAUAUCAAACUUGUGGUUCAUUGGUUCCUCAGCGAGGGCGUAUCGCGUCAAAUGGAGGCAUUCCGAGAAGGUUUUGAGUCGGUAUUUCCUACUAGCCAACUAAGAUUAUUCUUCCCCGAGGAACUUGAAGCAGUAUUUUGUGGCCAUGGACAGAGUGGCGGCCAAUGGGAUGUCAAAACUCUUAUGGAAUGCUGCAGAACUGAUCAUGGUUACACACCAGAGUCACGUGCAAUUAGAUUUUUGUUUGAAGUCAUGGCUGAGUAUAACAGCGAAGAGCAGAGACAAUUUAUACAAUUUGUUACGGGUUCUCCACGUUUGCCUGUCGGUGGUUUCAAAAGUUUAACUCCGCCAUUAACAAUCGUACGUAAAACAUUCGAUGCUUCAAUGAAGACGGAUGAUUUUCUACCAUCAGUAAUGACAUGCGUUAAUUACCUUAAACUGCCGGAUUAUACAACUCUAGAAAUAAUGAGAGAAAAGUUGCGGAUCGCAGCACAAGAAGGUCAACACUCGUUCCAUCUGUCCUAGAAACUGAUUUUUAAUUAUAUUUGUAUCCCUUGUUCAUUAGGAUAGGGACCAUAAGACAUAUUUUCGCGGAAGCCAACGUAAUAUUUAAUUCAUAAAAAAAAAAAUUAAUAAUUACAAUAAUAAUAAUAAUAAUUAAUUAAUGAAUAAUAAAUUGGAACAAAUACGUCUCUCACAUAACACCAUUAAUAUUAAAUUACAUUACAUUAUAAAAUUCUUUUUGAUUUAUUUUAAAAGUCAUUAUUUUUUUCUUUUUUUUUUUUUUUCAUUACAAGUUUUAAUAAAAUGUAAAUUUGGUUUGAUUUUACAUCUAAGUAUCAUUUAAUUUAUAUUUAAUUAACAGUUUAAAUUUAAUCGUGCGAUAAUUGCCGAUACAAUGGAGAAAAAUUAAAAAAAUAAAAGCAAUGUCUUCAACGUAUUAAAACUGAGAUAAAGCAAACACUAAGUAAAGUAAUUAAUAAAAAAAUAAACUAAUAAUAAUAAUAAUACUAAUAAUAAAAAAAAAACAUUAAGAAAUAUGUGGAGACGGGAGUUGUAAAUAUUAAAAAUAGUUAUUUCAGCAUAGUUUGAUAUACGCAAACAAUAUAAAUACUUUAUCAUACAGCCACGAAGCACUGAUACUAUUGGAAUUAUAAUAAAUAUUAAUAAAUAAUAAUAAUACAUGUAGGAAUGUGAGGACGAUUAAUAAGUAUGUUAAGUCAACGUUUUAUAUCAGUGGUGCACUUCGGUCACCGUGCAUCGCCAAUGCUCUUGUUCCCUGCGUUUGAGACAUGAGAAUCUAUAUAAUUAAAAUAAAAAAUUAAAUGAUUUAAAGAAAAAAAGAAAAAAAAAAUUUAAAAAUCUUGAGUAAGUAACGCGCGAUUGAGCGCAAGAGUAAUUUUUAAGAUCAACGUCCCUUGGAAAUGGAGUAAAAGAGUGUAAAGGAAAAAAAAGAAAAAAAAAUUUAAUAACUUGGUGUCUUGCUCGUUGUGUUGUAAUUGAUCUCUUGUUUGCUAUCAGAUAUUUAGCAGAGCUUUCACGCACUGCUGGAUAUCAUGCAACACUAUUUAAUUUUACUUAUUAUUGAUUAUUAGUUUAUAUAUAUAUAUAUAUAUAUAUAUAUAUAUAUAUAUAUAUAUAUAUAUAAAUAUAUAUUAUUUCAUAUUGCUAUUGUAGAUAAGGUAGCGAAAUAACUUUAUUAUUUAGUUUGAAUUAAGGGUGCCGUUAUCAUCGUCAGACUGUCCGGCUUAUUCUUUAAUAAGUACUUUAAAUAAAUAAUUAAAAUAAUUACGGUUAAUUAAUAUGAAUAUUAAUCAAGUACCGAUAUAAAUAACACUCAUUUGUAACUAUUUUGAAGUGAAAAAAUACUAGAUUAUUUACCAUUUGGUUUUUUUUUAUUUUAACGCUAAAACGUUAAUUGAUUUUUUUUGUUUAUGAAAAUAAAUGAUAAUUAAAAAUAUA